UGAGCUUUGAUUGGCGGGCCAUGGACCAAUCACUGUCCAGUGGGCGGGGUCAUAUGAGCGUGCUCAAUUGUUUCCCGCCCUCCGUGGGCAGAGACAUUGUGGUUGCUGUGUUGAAGCCCCUGGGAGCCACCCUGGGAAACCCUAACAACCACAGCCUGCUGCAUACAGACAGACAGGUGAAGUGGACGAUGGAGGUGUUGUGUUACGGUUUGACUCUCCCAUUGGACGGAGACACAGUCAAACUCUGUGUUGAUGUCUACACUGAUUGGCUGAUGGCGCUGGUUUCCCCAAAAGACUCCAUCCCACCACCAAUCAACAGAGAGCCCAACCUUUACGUUCAGAAGAUUCUCCGACACCUGUACAGCCUGUUCUUGGCCAGGUCAGACCAGGUGAGUCCGGUCUACCUGUCUCUCUGUCAGCAGGUGUUGUGUGCAGUGCGCUUAUUGGCCAGAGAGAGCACUGUGAUGAGUAGAGACACCUGGGAGACUCUGCUGCACUUCCUGCUCCGCAUCAACCACGCCAUGCUGGCUCCUCCCACUGCUGCAGCAGUUGGUGUGUCUGACCUGUCGAUGGCGGUCCACUUCGAGGUCUUGUUGCUGUCUUGCUCUCGGUGUUUCCCGUCUCACUCGCUCUGGCAGAUGUGCAGACAGAUGUUGAGCGGCUGGCGACAUCAGCCUGUGGUGGUGGAUCAGUGGAACCGAGUCGUUGCAGCUUUAACCUCCAGGCUGUUGCUGUUGACCUUCGGCCCGUCCUUCCCUGAGUUUAAAGUCCCAGAUGAGGACGCGGCUCUGAUCCCUGCAGACCUGGAUGACGACAGAGUCCCUCAGACCUGGUUCAGGUUCCUGCACAUGUUCAGUCACCCGGUGGUUGUUGGUUCAACUCCUUCUUCUCAGGAGGAGGUGUCAAGAGGAGGACGCAAUCAGCUGCCUAAAAUCUUCUUCAGAGCCAUGAGAGGAGUCAGCACACUAGUUGACGCCUUCCUUGGUGUCUCAGUGGUCAAUAAAGAACCAACGGAGCUGCUGCUGCCAAACACUGGGCUGACAACAAGGAUCCAUUUCAGAGACCGGUUGCCAUCUCUUGGUGUUGCUGUGACCAAAAGCCCCUUCAGAGACCUCCUCCCCUCCUAUGGUUUCUCCCGGCCUCGUUCGGGCAGUGCCCCGCCCACCCCAGUGAACGUACUGAGCUUGCCCAGUGCCCCUCCCUCCACCACGUCCCCCCCAAUGCACAGGCGACUAAAACCUGCGCAUGUUUCCAAGGCAACGGGCAAACCUACGAUGUCUUCCUCCUCCCAUCCUCCCUCCUCCCCUCCCCCGCUGUGCUCCAGUCCCCGACCCUCCCCCUCCCCCCUCAGGUGUGACGUGGACUCCCUCCUGCACCUGUUCGGCUGCUGGUUGUUUGAUGCUGCUCUGAUCAACAGAGACUCAGGUCUGUUUGGCUAGUACUCUGUCUGUACUACAACAGUAGUACUACAGUAGUACUACAGUAGUACUACAGUAGUACUACAAUGCUACACAUACUACAUACGUGAAGCAGCUGCAGGUUACCACAUGAUAAACCCUGUGUCUCCUUCAGCUGGUCACUGUGAUGUCACUGUGAUGUCAGAAAGGUGGGCUGCAGGUCGAGCUGAGGCCUGCGGGACGAUCUGCAGGAUCAUCACCUGUAAGAAGA
This is a messenger RNA of Seriola aureovittata, 1668 nucleotides long. It is a transcript of the gene ralgapb, whose product is annotated as Ral GTPase activating protein non-catalytic subunit beta. Gene Ontology annotation, molecular function: GTPase activator activity. Lineage: Eukaryota; Metazoa; Chordata; Actinopteri; Carangiformes; Carangidae. The record is from RefSeq and is a predicted model, not a curated record. Bases 21 to 1439 code for a protein of 472 amino acids. The transcript is spliced from 11 exons. Gene Ontology annotation, biological process: activation of GTPase activity.